AUGAAUGUUACGGUUCUGCUCGUGCUGGCCUUCGCGUUCGCGAUACAAGCGGCGCCGUUAAGAGGCGGGCGCGGAAUGUCGGGAAAGCUGCAGCAGCAAGAGGCGGGGUACAUCGAAAUACCGCAAGACGACGACGCGGCGCGCGCCAACGAGCUGCCCUCUUUCGCACGGUCCAUGGAGCUAUAUCGGGCGUGGGAGCGGAUCUACGGACUCGAAGACCCCGCGCUGCCGCCCGCGCGCAUCGCGCUGCCGCCCAACGUACCGCGCGCGCCGCACCUGGAGGACUGCUCGGCGCGCAGCGCGUUCCGCCGGCAGACGGAGGCGCUCGGAGCGCACGGGGAGGCACCCGCGUGGACCAGCGCGCCGAGCGGGUGCCGCUACCCGCAACCGCCUUGGGUGCGCGGAUCGGACGCCGCCAAUCUCGCCGGGACACGCCAGGCGCAAGCCGACAUCUGGCUGCACCAGUUCCCUGCGCGCUCCCCCUCCGCAUCUGCGCAAGCCGCCAGGGGGGGGUGCAACGGGCGGCGCCUGCUGGUGGUGCCGUGGCCGAGCCGCAACCACGGCAUCGGGUCGCAGAUCCACAUCAUGAGCGCGUGGCUGAACCUCGCCUUGUCGCACGAUCGCAUUCUGGUUCCCACGCCCGGGUCGUUUUCCCGCGCCAACCACUCGCACUGCACUGGUGUAGAUAAGGGCUCCUUCUCCUGCUACUUCUUUCCGCUCGUCUCCCCCUCCUGCGUCGAGGCAGCGCUUGGAGCCAUAGCAGCAGCAGGGCCAACAGCGAGGGGGGAAGUGCGGGAAGUGGUGAUGGGGGGAGGGGUGAGCGUGAUAGCGACGAGUCCCUUGCACAUGGCUGCAGAGAAAGUGGUGGCUCUGAUAGCGUCUGAUAGGCACGUUCUGCUCUUCACUGAAUCAGCCUUCCCCCUGCAUGCCACGGCGCUUGCUGCCAGGCAGUGGGGCACGGCAUUCCUGGAGAGCAGGGGGGACGCGGAGGUGAUGGCGCUGAGCGUUCUAGCCCUCUCACGUGCGCCCAUUCCGAACCCCCCUCCCAUUUCCCUCCCAUCAGGCAGUGGGGCACAGCAUUCCUGGAGAGCAGGGGGGACACGGAGGGGGUGGGCGGGGAGCGUGCAUGUGAGGCAGGGCGACAAGGCGGUCGAGAUGGAGCUCUCCUCCUUCGCCUCCUACAUGUUCCUCGCCCACCGCCUCCGCUCCCACACUCCGGAUCUGCAGUACGCCUGGCUCAGCACUGAGAUGGAGGUGAGUGGGUCGGAUAAGAAUGAGGGGGAAUGA
Messenger RNA from Closterium sp. Naga37s-1, 1287 nucleotides. Lineage: Eukaryota; Viridiplantae; Streptophyta; Zygnematophyceae; Desmidiales; Closteriaceae. The record is from the annotation of a GenBank genome assembly.